Nyctereutes procyonoides (raccoon dog) is the source of this 1626-nucleotide messenger RNA. RefSeq names its product peroxiredoxin 6 (gene PRDX6). Bases 100 to 774 code for a protein of 224 amino acids. NCBI's taxonomy places the organism in Eukaryota, Metazoa, Chordata, Mammalia, Carnivora, Canidae. Gene Ontology annotation, cellular component: cytosol; mitochondrion. The transcript is spliced from 5 exons. Gene Ontology annotation, molecular function: peroxiredoxin activity. Gene Ontology annotation, biological process: cellular oxidant detoxification; cell redox homeostasis. The record is from RefSeq and is a predicted model, not a curated record.
GCGCGGCCUCACUCGGCGGCGGGCAGCUGCGCCGCCAGAGCCGAAGGAGGUGGUUGCUGCCGCUGCGCCUCCUCGUCUUCCCGCGUCACCGCUGCCGCCAUGCCCGGAGGUCUCCUUCUCGGGGACGAGGCUCCCAACUUCGAGGCCAAUACUACCAUCGGCCGCAUCCGUUUCCACGACUACCUGGGAGACUCAUGGGGCAUUCUCUUCUCUCACCCUCGAGAUUUUACCCCUGUGUGUACCACAGAGCUUGGCAGAGCUGCAAAGCUGGCACCAGAAUUUGCCAAGAAGAAUGUUAAGAUGAUUGCCCUUUCGGUGGACAGUGUUGAAGACCAUCUUGCCUGGAGCAAGGAUAUCAAUGCCUACAAUGGGCAGGAGCCCUCAGAAACAUUACCUUUCCCCAUCAUUGAUGAUAAGAAUCGGGACCUUGCCAUCCUGUUAGGCAUGCUGGACCCGGCAGAGAAGGACGAAAAGGGCAUGCCUGUGACCGCUCGUGUGGUGUUUAUUUUUGGUCCUGAUAAGAAACUGAAGCUGUCUAUCCUCUACCCAGCGACCACUGGCCGGAACUUUGAUGAGAUUCUCCGAGUAAUUACCUCCCUCCAGCUGACGGCAGAGAAGAGGGUUGCCACCCCGGUUGAUUGGAAGGAUGGAGACAGCGUGAUGGUUCUUCCCACCAUCCCUGAAGAUGAAGCCAAAAAACUCUUCCCUAAAGGAGUCUUCACCAAAGAGCUCCCAUCUGGCAAGAAGUACCUCCGCUACACACCCCAGCCUUAGUCUCUCCGAGGAGUCGGUGCUGGAGCUGUUGGCGUAGCUCAGUGAGCCAGAGGAUCCCAGCUGCCAGUCAUGUUCUCCUGCAACUGUUCCGUCAAAACAUCCUGGGGUGAUCACAGCUAAGGCCUUUAGGUUGCUCUACUACUGGCUUAUUAAAUGAAAAUGGCACUAAAAAUUUCUUGGGAUCCUUUACUCUGUGCCUUCACCAGCAUUCAUCUCUGUUCAUAUACCUUAGCAUUCUCCGCUGACUCUCUUUGAAAUAUAGUCUGUAUGAGAGGCUCUGAUCUUGGAUCUUUACAACAUUUGGGAUCAUUGAGGUAGUAUGGUUGGAAAAGCCUGCUUUGUUCCAUCGUAGAAUGACUAUCCAUUUUUUUAGCUGUUCUAAUCAAAUCCAGAACUUGGGGUACAGAUUUCCUCUGUGAUGAGUAUUUAAGAUGUUCUUCACUCUUCAGUGUUUGGAUCACAGCAGGGGCAAAAAACCUUUCGGUUCUAUACUUUUUCAAUAGAUAAGUGAGAUGAACAGGGGGAAGGAUCUUUAAAUACUGUGCGAUAAAGAAAAUCUUUCAGUAAAUUUCUACCAAAAGAAGGAGGCUAUAGGAAAGGCUCCACUUGCCUGCCAGGGAGGUGUACCAGAAGGUGUGAGCAAUAUGACAGUGCCAUGUGCCUUUCAUACAAAGUAUUUCCAUAUGUUGGUCUGCUCUGCAAUGAUGGACACAAGCAAGGGCACACCUUCGAGAGAAAGGAGAUGAUGAUGGAAACUUUUUUAUAGAACUAUUCUUGCAGUGAGGGGGUUGAGUCUUUUUUCUGAUUCUUGCUUUUGGGGGAUCAGCAAAUAAAUUCUUUGUUAAAACUGGA